CUUCACGUAAAGCAAAGGCAGAGGUUUCAGGUUGAUUGAGCAAAUCAUCGCAACAGAUACUCUCCACACCUGGUAUCCGUACAACCAGCACAAACCAAAUACCUUGGUUCCGGGACUUGCUCAGUUGUCCGACCGCUAUCAGCCUCCAAGAUGGAUGUUCCUAAGCCGGGCGAGUGGCCAGUUGAUCCUCAAGAAGAUCAGGAGAUACGAAAAGACAGAAUUUGGGUAGACGGAUGCUUUGACUUUGCUCAUCACGGCCACGCUGGCGCACUGCGACAAGCUCGUCAGCUGGGCAAAGAGCUGUAUGUCGGCCUCCAUUCAGAUGAAGAUAUCCUGUUGAAUAAGGGUCCCACGGUCAUGACCUUGGAUGAGCGAGUUGCUGCUGUUGACGCGUGCCGCUGGGUGACCAAAUCUGUUUCACAUGCCCCUUAUGUGACAUCCUUGCCCUGGAUUUCUCAUUAUGGCUGUUGGUACGUUGUUCACGGAGACGACAUCACUUCUGAUGCGGGCGGUGAGGACUGUUAUCGAUUUGUCAAAGCUGCUGGGCGAUUCCUGGUCGUGAAGAGAACGCCUGGCAUUUCCACCACGGAUCUUGUUGGCAGAAUGCUGUUGUGCACCAAGACGCACUUUAUCAAGUCGCUAACAGAUGAAAUCGAGAGCAAGCCUGAUGGUCGAACUGACCCGAAGCGAGUCGCGGCCGGGGCCGAAAUGCUUCAGAGAAUAAAAGAUUAUGCCACUGAUGAGACUGCACUGCAGCCGGGUUCAGAAGUCUACACGUGGGCUGGUAGUCAAUACGACAAGUCCGGCGUUCAUGCGACUGAUGCUGGUUCUUUUACAAAAAUAGUUCCUGGCAAGGGGCCAAAGCCUGGCCAACGGAUUGUUUACGUCGAUGGCGGCUUCGACCUAUUCUCUUCCGGUCACAUCGAGUUCCUCAAGCGUGUCGAUAGGGCAGAGAAAGGAGGGGCUUAUGUUGUGGCCGGUGUACACAACGAUGAUGUGAUCAAUCACUGGAAGGGAUUGAAUUACCCGAUCAUGAACAUCUUCGAGCGUGGUCUUUGCGUUUUACAAUGCAGGUACAUCCACGCGGUAGUCUUUGGCGCCCCGUUUGUCCCAUCAAAGCCAUAUCUGGAGUCAAUGCCAACUGGUAAGGUUGAUGCCGUAUAUCACGGUCCAACUGCAUACCUGACCUCGACAUUCGACCCAUACACGGAUGCGAAAGGAAUGGGUAUCCUUCACCAGAUCGAGAAUCAUGGCUAUGCCCAUGUCAACGCUGAGGAGAUCGUGGGGCGUAUCCUGAAAGGCCGAGAAGCAUUCGAAGAACGACAGCGGAGGAAAGGCGAGAAGGCGAUUGGAGAGGAGGCUGCACGGCAAAAAGAAGCCCUGGAACAACAACGAACAGCAACUGGCUGAAUCAGGAGUGGCACGACCUGAUAUGAGUUUCCAUUCUUGGAUCAUGCUUUCCAGGGCGUAGACUAUAUACAGUUGCCCAACUAAUCACAACGAGAGUUAGACAAAGCUUCGGCAAGGAUAUCUGUGAGCGUGGUCAGUAAAUUCUGCAUGUCAGGUCCACAAUGAGCAACGUAC
This is a messenger RNA of Exophiala xenobiotica, 1584 nucleotides long. RefSeq lists its product as uncharacterized. Gene Ontology annotation, biological process: phosphatidylethanolamine biosynthetic process. The coding region runs from base 151 to 1410 and encodes 419 amino acids. Gene Ontology annotation, cellular component: cytoplasm. The record is from RefSeq and is a predicted model, not a curated record. The transcript has 3 exons. Gene Ontology annotation, molecular function: ethanolamine-phosphate cytidylyltransferase activity. NCBI's taxonomy places the organism in Eukaryota, Fungi, Ascomycota, Eurotiomycetes, Chaetothyriales, Herpotrichiellaceae.